Messenger RNA from Tilletiaria anomala UBC 951, 636 nucleotides. Its product is annotated as alkyl hydroperoxide reductase/ thiol specific antioxidant/ Mal allergen. Gene Ontology annotation, cellular component: cytoplasm. The transcript has a single exon. Lineage: Eukaryota; Fungi; Basidiomycota; Exobasidiomycetes; Georgefischeriales; Tilletiariaceae. The record is from RefSeq and is a predicted model, not a curated record. Gene Ontology annotation, biological process: cell redox homeostasis; cellular response to oxidative stress. Gene Ontology annotation, molecular function: thioredoxin peroxidase activity. Bases 119 to 541 code for a protein of 140 amino acids.
CUCUCUCUGUGUCAAGCACGAGCCACCUUACAACACGCCUUUACCACCGCCGCCAGCUGCAACGGGGCCGCACAACUAAUAGGGCCCAAAGUCCUCCCGAGAGAGCACAAUCCCAACGAUGUCUGGCCUUAAAGUCGGCGACGAAGCGCCGGACGUGACGCUGCCUAACGAAGAUGGCACAUCGGUCCAGCUCUCUACGCUCUGGCUCGACAAGGGCCCUGUCGUCGUCUUUUUUUACCCGGAAGACCACUCGUACGGCUGCACGAAGGAGGUCUGCCGCUUUCGCGACGGCUACGACGACUUCCUCUCGGUAGGCGCUGCCGCUCUCGUCGGCAUCAGCAAGGGAGACCAGGAGUCGCACACCAGCUUCAGGCAGAAGCAGAAGCUUCAGUUUAGCCUGCUCACAGACAAGGACGGUGAAGCACAAAAGGCGUUCAAGGUCAAGAAACAGCUGUUUGGCCUCAUCCCUGGCAGAGUCACCUUUGUCGUCGACAAGGAAGGCAAGAUUGCGCACGUCUUUUCCAGCGCACUGGACUUGUGAGAGAACUCGGGCCGGUCACUCAGCUUGCUUUGCUAUAUUGUAAGACUGACACCGGGACUGGCUUUCUUUUUGCAUUCACAGCGGCGGCCACGUCG